ACCAAAAAAAAAAGAAGUAAAAGGAUAAUACAAAACCCCUUUCGUCUUCUCAAAAUCCAACACUACCACACAGACAAAAACUCACCGACGAACAAUGGCGGUUUCUUCUGGAACAUUCUCCACCUUCCUCUGCAUCAAAACGCCGUCGUUCCACAACAACGCCUCGAUUCCUCCUUCGUCUCUCCGGGUAACCUCUCACCCAGCGGCUAAACUACGCUUGGUCCGAGCUGUAACAUCUGCGACAGAGUCUUCAGAGCCAACGGCAACUAAUAAAAGGGUGCCACGUGGUAUCAUGAAGCCUCGACCAGUGACUCCUGAGAUGCAAGACAUCGUUGGUCUUCCUGAGAUCCCUCGUACACAAGCUCUUAAACGCAUUUGGGCUUAUAUCAAAGAACACGACCUUCAAGAUCCACAGAACAAGAGAGAGAUACUAUGUGACGAGAAGCUAAAGAAGAUAUUCGAAGGCAAAGAUCGGGUUGGGUUCCUCGAGAUUGCAAAGCUCAUUGGUCCUCACUUCCUCUGAUGAAAAUUCCGCGAAAACUUUAUCCGAAUGAUACCCUAUGUUUUGUUGAGCUGUUAGGGCCAUGAAAGAAAAGGGUAUUUCAAGUUGGAGAAGACUUUAGAUUAAGUUUAGUAGAUUAGGGGGAUUUUGCAAACAAACUACUUAAGAAGGUUUACUUGUCUUUUGGGGGCGCUUCAGUGGAUGUUAUGUAGACCUUUGCUCCUAAUAUCGUUUUUACGUUUUCGUUUCCAUUUCA
Messenger RNA from Capsella rubella, 758 nucleotides. Its product is annotated as upstream activation factor subunit spp27. Bases 95 to 523 code for a protein of 142 amino acids. The record is from RefSeq and is a predicted model, not a curated record. Gene Ontology annotation, cellular component: nucleus. The transcript has 2 exons. Lineage: Eukaryota; Viridiplantae; Streptophyta; Magnoliopsida; Brassicales; Brassicaceae.